GCGCGUUGCAUCAGUGUCGGAAACGAUCCCCAUGGCUUCAAACGAGACGGCUGUUGCCGCGAUCUCCAAGGAUGUGGCGGCGCUGCGAGCGUCCUUUGGCGCAGACAGGACCCGUCCCUUGAAGUUUCGCAAGCGGCAGCUCCAAUUUUUGCGCCAGAUGCUGGUAGACCACGAAGCAACACUGUCAAAUUCUUUGCAAACUGACAUGCGCAAAGACCCCCAUGACGUGUACCUGUUUGAAAUCGGUCCAAUUCUGUAUGAAAUCCAACUCCACAUGGACUACCUUGACGACUGGGCUGCGUCGCGUUCUGUUGCGGUCAACGCACCAUGCCUCCCCGGGCAGUCGUGGGUGGUUCCUGAACCUCUCGGUGUUGUGCUUAUCUUCGGCACGUGGAACUACCCUCUGAAUGUGACACUGCUGCCCCUUGUCGGCGCCAUUAGUGCGGGCAAUUGCGUGUUCAUCCGCCUUCCAGCUGAAGGCAGUACAGAUGCCACGAACGCCUUGUUGGCAAGACUCCUCGCUGUCUACAUGGACCCUGACGUCGUGCGAUUCGCGUCUGGCGGAUUGGAUGUGUCCAAGGAGACUUUGGCGCAACGGUACGAUCUCAUUUUUUGCACUGGCAGCGAACGCAUUGGGAAGAUCAUCGCGCGGGCGGCGGCGGAAACGCUCACCCCUGUCGUUCUCGAGCUCGGUGGCAAGUCCCCGACCAUUGUUGAUGCCACCGUCAACCUUGAGCUGGCCGCGAAGCGCAUUGCUUGGGGUGCUUUCUCCAACGCGGGUCAGACGUGCGUCCGCCCGGACCACGUGUUUGUCGAGUCCUCGAUCGGGGAUGCCUUCGUCGCAGCGCUCAAGGUCGAAACAGCAGCGCUAUACGGCGCGAAUGCGAAAGACAGCCGCGAAUAUGCGAGGCUUGGAAACGCGCUGCACUUUGACAAGAUCAAACGGAUCGUGGACCAAGACGCUGCGUUUGUCGUGCAUGGUGGGUCGACCGAUGCCACGGACCGAUACAUCGCCCCAACGAUCGUCAACUUCAAGUCGAACACGGCGGCAUUUGACGCGAGUGCCGCGAUGGCGGACGAGAUCUUUGGUCCUGUCUUGCCGGUAGUGUACUACGACUCGUUGUCGACGGUCGUGGCUCGAAUCAAGCGCUCCCCAAAGCCCCUCGCGCUGUACUUGUUCACGACCAACAAGUCUGUCAUGGACUCGGUCGUCCAGCGCACGUCGUCUGGCGGUGUGUGCAUCAACGACACCAUGCUCCAGAUCGGAAACUUCAACUUGCCAUUUGGAGGCGUCGGCGCGUCGGGCAUGGGACGGUACCAUGGCAAGUACUCGUUCGACACGUUUUCGCACGAGAAGGCAGUCAUGCGAAAGUCCUUUUGGCUCGAUUUACCACAGCGCUACCCACCUUUCACGUCGUCCGCGGUCAAGUUCGUCCGGUUAGUGAUGACCCCAGUGCCCCGCUCGCUUCUUCGCCUGUCGUGGUGGGUGGCUGUGGUGCUCGUCCUUUUGUGGACCGCGCAACAGCCCAAAGCGCAGAGGGCGCUCGCUGCUUUGAUGUCGUAGGUUCGCGAUGCCUCGGCCAAUGACCCCCCCCCUCCAUUUUCUCCUUUCUCUCUUGCCGGUAUUGAUUGAAUCAUGGUGUUCCAAUUCGUAUUGCGAUCCGAAUUCCAUCGGAUGCGACUUUAUCUCCCAACCCACCCCGCAGCCUUACAAACACGACGCCUGCACCACUGCGCCAAUGCGCGAUUCGAGUCGACGCAUGCCUCGUUCGUUCAUUACACGUUGGGAAAGCCCCCCGUGCGAAAUCGUUUUGCUCGGAUGCUAUUCACCAGGAAUCCAAACUUGUGUGCUUUGUCCUGUUUGGUCCAGUUCAGCACAAGGCAAGGCGGCGAGGGCAUGCCGUAGAAGCUAUACGCUUGAGAGAGUUGCUCGCGGAAUCGAUACCAGUUUGCGACGGGCCGCCGGUCGCGACGUCCUUGGCCAUGGAAGCCGCCCGACAUUUUCUACUUGAGAGAGGAAAGGGCCAACUUGAAGGCAGCAGCACCACGAAUUAUCCAAAUAGCAUGCUGAAGUCUGCAAACCCCGAGUCAUCGCACUUUUCCAUGGCCGGUUUGGUGUCGGCCUUGUUUUGUAGCUUGCGAUGGCGGCGGUACCAAGACCCUUCGACGGAGGUAGGCACGGGGGCAGCGGCGUCCAACCGCGCCUUGAGUUCCUUCGUGAUGGCCCACAGGACGUCGUGGGUCUGGGCGAGCCCGAUCUGCUCGCGCAAGUCAGUGUGUACUUUGAGUUCCUGGAACAAGAUCUUGAACAAGUGCGCGCGAAGGAACUUCUCGGGCGGUGGAAAUGUCUUGGCGAGUUGCAAGUACUCGAUCGCGACGUCAAUCUGUAGCGCCGACGUCAGGACGACGUCACGGUUGCAGCAAGAACGGAAUCGCGAUGUACCUGCCGGAUGGGCACACCGUGUUUGUCGCGGUCGUUCGCAAACAAUGCCGGUCGUUCCAGGAUCCCUUCCGACGACAUGACGCCAUUGACGCCAGUCUCGAGCAUGCAUCGCACGACGUCGUCGUCGGUUUCAAUGCCGCCGUUGGCAAACACUGGGAUCGGCAGCGCUUUCUUGAGUCGAGCAAUCGAGUCCCAAUCGCACUCCCGAACGAGCUACACAUACAUGAACGUAGCAUCGUGAGCGGUAACAACGACGAAUGGCCUCGUGGCGAUGGCUGAUGGCGCCUCGAGGCAUGACCAUGC
Aphanomyces invadans is the source of this 2746-nucleotide messenger RNA. RefSeq lists its product as hypothetical. The record is from RefSeq and is a predicted model, not a curated record. The coding region runs from base 32 to 1564 and encodes 510 amino acids. Gene Ontology annotation, molecular function: aldehyde dehydrogenase (NAD+) activity. The transcript has 3 exons. Gene Ontology annotation, biological process: aldehyde metabolic process. Lineage: Eukaryota; Oomycota; Saprolegniomycetes; Saprolegniales; Verrucalvaceae. Gene Ontology annotation, cellular component: cytoplasm.